Messenger RNA from Candida albicans SC5314, 504 nucleotides. RefSeq lists its product as uncharacterized. The coding region runs from base 1 to 504 and encodes 167 amino acids. The transcript has a single exon. The record is from RefSeq and is a predicted model, not a curated record. NCBI's taxonomy places the organism in Eukaryota, Fungi, Ascomycota, Pichiomycetes, Serinales, Debaryomycetaceae.
AUGAAUUGUGGAAUGAUACGAUGGAAAAUAGAUCCUUUGUAUCCUACACCUUUUUCACCAGUACACAAAACACGGAAGUUUUCAGCAGUGAUUGGAGUAACAUCAUCAUAUAAUUCAAAAGUGAUUGGUGGUUGUUUUUCACCAUUGAUAGAAGUGUUGAAAAAAACUUUAGUUCCCCAAGCUCUUGGUGUGGUGGAAAAAAAUCUAGCAGAUUUGAAGGUCAAUGGUUUUGUUAAAGUAGUCUUAAACAUGGUUUUUGAUCGAUUAUGGAUAAUAUGGUUGGAGAAGAAAGAAUUGGAAAAUUUGUUUGAAAAAAAUAACUCUUUUUCUUUGCCCGCACUUACUCACUCACUCACUCACUCACUCCAUCUUCCAAUCAAUCUGCUCCCCAUCAAAAUAAAUCUCCGAACUUUUCUUGCUAGGGGUGAAAAUUCUAGAACGUCCCCAAGGGGAAAAACAUUGUUGAUCGUUAGAGUUCAUAGAAAACGAAGAAAUGUUAUCUAA